Rhododendron vialii is the source of this 2056-nucleotide messenger RNA. Its product is annotated as 3-dehydroquinate synthase, chloroplastic. Gene Ontology annotation, molecular function: 3-dehydroquinate synthase activity. Gene Ontology annotation, biological process: aromatic amino acid biosynthetic process. Gene Ontology annotation, cellular component: cytoplasm. The transcript has 8 exons. NCBI's taxonomy places the organism in Eukaryota, Viridiplantae, Streptophyta, Magnoliopsida, Ericales, Ericaceae. The coding region runs from base 506 to 1822 and encodes 438 amino acids. The record is from RefSeq and is a predicted model, not a curated record.
AAUAUCAAACCAAAACAUUUAUCGUAUACAGAAAAACUCAUUUAUGAAGUACUUCGUAAAUGUGUUUUUACGGAACUCAAUGGUGAGCGUCCAAAAGUGUUUUGAAUGAUUUGAAUUAAAAAUUAAUUUUUACCGAUAAAAGAUAUUUCUUACCAAUCAAAAUUUUAAAACAUAUCUCAACUAUCGAUUGUCAAAAUAGACAAUUACGAUUGCACGAUUUUGUGAAUAACUCAUUCACUGCGCUAUGGUAUAUGCUCCAUCUAACAAAAGUUUAGGAAGAAGUAAUUAAGCUGGUUAGAUUUUGUGCUGGGUGCUGUGGCAGGCAAGUCUGUAUCCGGACCUACAGGUAUACUCUCCACCUACCACCACCAACACUUCCCUCUCCUCUCCUCCUCCAACCCAAAUUCCCCAAACCCAAUUAUGUAAAGCCAAACCAACCCAACCCAACCCAACCCAACCCAUCUCUCUCUGUCUCUCUCCCUGCGCCCAAUUAGCACCAAACCCCAUGGAUCCCUCCUCUCUCUGUCCAAGAAAUGUUGUUUCUCUCUCCACCCACCGCGCCUCUCUCUGUCCAAGACACGAUUCUCUCUCUGCUCGAUUUCCUUCUCUCCCUGCGCCCUCGACCCGUAACGGUUUGAAAUUUGCUAAAUUGCAGUUGAAGGUUUCGGCCAGUUCAACUGCUCAGGUGAUGGAACAAUCGCCGAGGGAAGCGAGUUCAAGUGUUCCGACCACUGUAGACGUCGAUUUGGGUAACCGGAGCUACCCGAUCUAUAUCGGGUCUGGGCUUCUUGAUCAACCCGAUCUUCUCCAAAGGCAUAUUCAUGGAAAAAGAGUCCUUGUGGUCACUAACACCACCAUUGCACCGAUAUACUUGGAUAAAGUUGUUAGUGCCAUAACACAUCAGAACCCAAAUAUUUCGGUUGAGAGUGUGAUUCUACCAGAUGGUGAAAAGUACAAGAAUAUGGACGUUCUAAUGAAAGUGUUUGACAAGGCAAUCGAGUCACGGUUAGAUAGACGUUGCACGUUUGUUGCCCUUGGUGGUGGUGUCAUCGGCGACAUGUGCGGAUAUGCUUCUGCCUCCUUCCUCAGAGGAGUUAAUUUCAUUCAGAUUCCCACAACUGUUAUGGCGCAGGUCGAUUCUUCUGUUGGGGGAAAAACUGGCAUAAAUCAUCGUCUUGGGAAAAAUUUGAUUGGUGCUUUCUAUCAACCUCAAUGUGUGCUUAUAGAUACCAACACAUUGAGUACUUUGCCGGAGAGAGAAUUAGCAUCAGGAUUUGCUGAGGUUAUAAAAUAUGGGCUCAUUAGAGAUGCUGAGUUUUUUGAGUGGCAAGAGAAGAAUAUGAAGGCAUUGAUGUCCAGGGACCCCAAUGCACUGGCUUAUGCUAUCAAGCGAUCAUGUGAAAACAAGGCUGAAGUUGUAUCCCUUGAUGAGAAGGAAAGUGGGCUGAGGGCAACAUUGAACUUGGGUCACACUUUUGGACAUGCUAUAGAAACGGGUUAUGGCUACGGAGUGUGGCUUCAUGGAGAAGCUGUUGCUGCUGGCAUGGUUAUGGCUAUUGACAUGUCAUACCGCCUCGGCUGGAUCGACGAAUCCAUCAUGAAGCGAGCUAGCAAUAUCUUGAAGCAGGCUAAGCUACCCACUGCUCCUCCUGAUACAAUGACAGUUGAGAUGUUCAAGUCUGUCAUGGCGGUUGAUAAGAAGGUAGCUGAUGGGCUAUUAAGGCUCAUCCUCUUGAAAGGUCCAUUAGGCAAUUGUGUGUUCACAGGGGAGUAUGAUAGAAAGGCUCUUGAUGAAACCCUCCAUGCUUUCUGCAAGUCUUGAAACCUAAGCUUUAGCAACUAUAUUAGAUUUUGUACCAAAUCUUCGUUUAUGUAGUUACAUCGUUGCAUUAUCAAGUUUCCCGUGUAUUUUAAGCAGUUUUUUUCCGGCUUCCUUGUGUCCCAAUGGUACGAAGCCUGCCUACCACAUUGUAUUCUAUGGCCAAUUAGCCACGCUGCUACUUGUUAAGCAUUGGCCUUUAUCAAUAAAAGAUUUGACAUGAUUUUUGCAUCUUCA